This is a messenger RNA of Oryza sativa Japonica Group (Japanese rice), 2471 nucleotides long. RefSeq lists its product as uncharacterized. Gene Ontology annotation, biological process: regulation of DNA-templated transcription. The record is from RefSeq and is a predicted model, not a curated record. Gene Ontology annotation, molecular function: DNA binding. Lineage: Eukaryota; Viridiplantae; Streptophyta; Magnoliopsida; Poales; Poaceae.
UGCAAGUAAUCAGAGAGACCGCAAAGAAGGUCAUCGACACACCAACACAUAAGAGAACCCAAAUAAACUUCUCUUCACUAAACAGAAGUUACAGAACAGCCACGCAGCUUCUAAAUCCCUAAAUCACAGCGUCUGCUUCGAGGAAUCCCGGCGGAAUUCCCAAAUCAAGAGAAAUUUAGGGGGGGCAAAGUAAGUGGGAAGAGAGAAGGGGGGCUAUGGCCGUCGGGAGCCGUGAGGCUGGUGGCACACUCGACCAAUCCCCCUCCUGCGCGGCGGCGGCCGAGGAGGGGAAGCUGUCGGCGAGUUCACGGCGGCGAAAUCCGUCGCUAGAGGGAGGGGACUGAGCAGGUGGUCGAAUCAGGGGAGCUCUGCGAGAAAAUCAGGAAGAAGGUCAUACCGGCUCAAUCAGACGGCGAGCUCUCCGUCCUUCGCCGCCGCCGUCGUCGUCUCCGGCUGGCUGUCAUGUUGCAUACCAAAAUUGGAAAUAGCAGCCGGUCUCUUACAUCAUAUUUGCACCCCCUCGCCACGCCACGCCACGCGCGAGCGCCGCCGCCGCGACUGAUCACGGCUCGGCUAGCUCUCUCUAUCUCGCUGACUAAUUAAUCCUCUCUCCUUCUCCUGGUUAACUACAACUCUGACCAACUAACUCGCCCGCCAUGGCAGAACAACCACUAGGAGGAGGCGGCGGCGGCGGCGGCGAUGGCAACAACAAUGGGAAGUGGAAGGGGAAGGAGAAGGUGGUGCCCGAGUACGGCAAGAACCGGCACGGCAUGCCUGUCGGCUGCUACUUCGUCCCCAAGGACCUGGAGCUCUUCGCCAUCCUCAGGUGCAAGCUCGUCCGCAGCCAGCUCCCCGGCGCCCUCAACAACGUCUUCGAGCAUAUCAGGAUCCUCGAAUUCCACCCUGCCCUCCUCCAUGAGACGUACAUCGGGAAUGAGGAGGAUGGGUACAUCUACUUCUUUAGCAGGAGGCAGUUCACGACAAAGGCAAGGAACAAGAGGCGGCCGACACGGGUGGCGAAGGGCGGGACGUGGAAGGCGUCUGGUGGGAGCAAGACGUUGAGGAGCAAGAAGGUUGGCGGUAUCGACGUCGGCCAGAAGCUCACCAUGGUGUUCUACGAGCGUAGGUUCGAGGGUGACCAGAACCCCAUCAAGACCAAUUGGGGCAUGCACGAGUUUACCAAGAUCAUUGAUGGCUCAAAAAACCAACUUGAGGACCUUGCCGUGUACCGCUUGUACAAGAUCAAAAGGAAGGAGGACGAAGAACCGGUGAACGCUGCCGCCGCGGCGUCGAGCACGGACGAGCCCUCCACGUCGUCGGCACUGUCACCUCCUACGCCACCGCGGCCAUUGCCGGACAUGGCCGGACCAUCAUCAGCAACGCCGCUACUGCCACUGCAAUUGCCGGACAUGACCGGACCGUCGUCAUCAACGCCGCUACUGCCACUGCAAUUGCUGGGCUUGGCCGGAUCGUCGUCGGCGAUGUCGCUACCACUGCCACUGCAAUUGCCGGGCCUGGCCGGAUCGUCGUCUGCGAUGUCGCUGCCUGCACAGCAGAUGCCGGGCAUGGCCGGGUCGUCGUCGGCGAUGCCGCUGCCACUAUCAUUGCCGGGCCUGGCUGGAGGGAUGAUGUCCAUGGCGGACCAGGCGAACAUGGCCUCGACGUCGCAGGCGUCUACACCGUCGUCGGAGCUCCUGCAAGACUGGUACGACGAGUUCGAGAUCACGUACGGCGCCGUGGCGCCGCCGUCUCCUAGCACGAUCAGCUGGGAGGAGCCGCAGAGCUCGCCGACGGGGUGGUGGCCGUCACCGAACGGCGAGCCUGUGCAGCACGACGGCUACCUCGGGAUGGCGGCGAAUCCAACGUCGUACAUGCUGGAACACCCGUUGCCCACCGCGGCGAUCCCGCCGGAACCGAUGACGCCGCCGACGAGCUCACCGGCGCCACCACCAGCCGUCGACAACCACCACCGGCUCUCGCCUCCGCAUGACGCCGCCGGCAGCAACUACAACCACCCGGAGCUCGCCGGCUACAACGGCGGCGUCCAGGCGCAGCACGAGCAUCAGCAUCAACCGCAGGAGCCGCAGCCAGCGUUGCUUGUGGAUGGCGAGGACGGCUACGGCGCCAUAGCCGACGGCGACGGCGACACACAGCUGGGCGUCGCGGAGCUUGACACCGAACGAAUAGCCGAAAUGGUAAACCAUAUCAUGGAUGGCGAAUUCGAGUUCAAAUUCGAGGACAACACCGUCCUUAAGUACAACGAAGUCUUUCCGGACGACGACAAGGUGGUGGCGGCGCCGAUGAUGAUCGACGGCGGUGGAGACGGCGAUGGCGCGGAUGGAGGUGAUGGAGGCGACCCAUUCGAUAAUUAGGGCCCUGUUUCAAAAACCGCUGGAAUUUCCAUUUUCCCUGGCUAUAAAUUAUUUAUCUACAAAUUUUACUCCAUUUUUGUAAGUUAAUGUUCAUAUUUA